Molecule: messenger RNA, 1658 nt
Organism: Pimephales promelas (fathead minnow)
Lineage: Eukaryota; Metazoa; Chordata; Actinopteri; Cypriniformes; Leuciscidae
Product: TBC1 domain family member 20
Biological process (GO): endoplasmic reticulum to Golgi vesicle-mediated transport; positive regulation of GTPase activity
Cellular component (GO): endoplasmic reticulum membrane
Molecular function (GO): GTPase activator activity
Source: RefSeq, a predicted model, not a curated record
GCUUGGGUGACGAGCACUCCUCUCCACGUAACGACACAGAUCUGACGGGAAUCAUAAAUGCCACUUUCCUUUCGUUUUUACUGCCAGUUUUGAAUUAAAAUGAUAUUAUCGUGAACACAACCGCAUGUAUUUGAUAUGCUCAUGACUGUGAGUCUCUAUAAGAGAUGAGAAAAGCGAGGAAGCGACUGCCGGCGAGCGGAUCGCAAGCGUCUGUCAGGAGACACGAAGAACAAUUGCCCUGGAAGAAACAGAAGCUGCUUGAUAUCCAUCAGGCCCUGACCUGUGACCCCGUGGACAUCGAGACCCUGCGGCGGGCGGCUGUGAGCGAAGGCGGUUUGCUGACGGAUGACAUUAGGAGAAAAGUUUGGCCCAAACUCCUCAGCAUCAAUGUGUACAGUCUGCCUGCCAAACCCUCCAAAGAUGUCAGAAAAAACCACAAAGACUACAGACAAGUGGUGCUCGAUGUCAGGAGGUCAAUGCGGCGUUUCCCGAAAGGCAUGCGUGUGGACGAGCGAGAGGUUCUCCAGGAGCAGCUGAUAGACAUCAUUCUGGAUGUCCUGAGGAGAAAUCCUCAACUGCACUAUUACCAGGGUUAUCAUGACCUCGUGGUGACCUUCCUGCUGGUGGUGGGAGAGAGGAUGACCAUCGCGAUAAUGGAGAAACUGUCCAAUCAUCAUCUCAGGGAUUUCAUGGACCCCACCAUGGACAACACAAAACACAUCCUGAACUACCUGAUGCCCAUUCUGGAGCGAGUCGACCGAGAGUUGCACGACUUCAUGAUAAGGUCUGAGGUGGGCACCAUCUUCGCCCUGAGCUGGCUGAUCACAUGGUACGGCUACGUCUUGUCAGAUUUCCGGCAUGUUCUGCGGCUCUAUGAUUUCUUCCUGGCGUCUCACCCACUCAUGGCCAUCUACUUCGCCGCUGUGAUUGUGUUGUACAGAGAGAAGGAAGUGAAGAGCAGCGAGUGUGAUAUGGCCAGCGUUCAUCACCUGCUGUCUCAGAUGCCUCAGGAUCUGCCGUACGAGGAUCUGAUUGGUCGAGCUCAGAAACUCAUCAUCAGCUGCCCGCCCUCUCUGAUGACCCAGUCUGCGGCGCUGCAGUCACGCAACAUAAUCGCCAUCAGCACCUUCACGGACUUCCAGUCGUCCACGCGGAUGCAGCGUCCGGACUCGGUCCUCCGCCAGCAGCUUCAGGAGCGCCACGAGCACCCGCCGGCCCUUCCCAUGAGCCUCCGGCCGGCGAACACCAACCAGCUCAUCAAGAUGGCGGUGUGGGGUCUGUCCGCCACGCUGGGGGCCGCGGCGCUGGCGGUGGCCCAGACGGCCAUGGACUGGGCACCUGAGUUCCUCUCCCAGAUCUUCUGACACGACGCGCCUCGUUCUCGUCCUCUGGGCCAUUCCUGUGACAUCAUCAUAUGGAAGGAAGCCGGAAAUCAGUGCGACGCAACAAGUGGCCAAAGACGUCCGUUUAAUAAUUCAUGUACACGUAUAUACCAAAAACAAUGUUUCGGUGCGCUAAAACGAGUGUUCCUGCAGGUAUAGAGCGGACUGUGCUCUCUCAAAGGAGUUUCUAUUGGAAAUGUUGAAGACCUCGUGGCGUAUGUAGCCAAACAUCAACAGUCUGAAAGAUUUUGUGAUAUAUAAAUGUAUAAUCAAGUG